AUGGUAUGUUAUAUUUGUUUAGAACAUAAUGAUCAUAAUGUUGUAUCAAGUUCAUUGGAAACACAUGAAAUUAUACUUAAAUACUCAAAUUUAUUUGAUUUUGAUCAAUUAUUAAUUUCAAUUCAAAUUGGAUCUAUAGAAAAAACUUGUGUUAGUGAAGCCUUAAAAACAGUAAAUAAAAUGAAUGAUGAAUUCGAUUCAAUAUCAAUGAUUAAUAAUGAAAAACGAACAUCAGCUGCUAAACUUGUUAAUCAAUCAGUGUGGGAGUUAAAACUAGCCGAGUUAUAA
Messenger RNA from Rotaria sp. Silwood1, 288 nucleotides. The record is from the annotation of a GenBank genome assembly. Lineage: Eukaryota; Metazoa; Rotifera; Eurotatoria; Philodinida; Philodinidae.